Molecule: messenger RNA, 1098 nt
Organism: Lodderomyces parapsilosis
Lineage: Eukaryota; Fungi; Ascomycota; Pichiomycetes; Serinales; Debaryomycetaceae
Gene: ARO4
Product: 3-deoxy-7-phosphoheptulonate synthase
Exons: 1
Coding region: 1-1098 (365 amino acids)
Biological process (GO): aromatic amino acid biosynthetic process
Cellular component (GO): cytoplasm
Molecular function (GO): 3-deoxy-7-phosphoheptulonate synthase activity
Source: RefSeq, a predicted model, not a curated record
AUGAGCCACACACCACUUCCAGCCGAAUACGACGACACAAGGAUUCUUGGUUACGACCCAUUAGUGCCACCAGUUGUAUUGCUGAAUGAAAUCAAAGCUUCAUCAAAAUCGUUAGAUGCAGUCAUUAGAGGACGGUUUGAGUCAACUCAAAUUCUUAAAGGGAAAGACGAUAGAGCAUUGGUUAUAGUUGGUCCAUGUUCCAUUCAUGACACUAAAGCUGCUUUGGAGUAUGCACACCGCUUGAAAAAAUUGAGUGAAGAGUUGAAGGAUGAUUUAUGUAUUAUAAUGAGAGCUUAUUUGGAAAAACCUAGAACUACUGUUGGAUGGAAAGGUUUGAUUAACGAUCCUGAUGUUGACAACUCAUUCGAUAUCAAUAGAGGUUUGAGAAUUUCUCGUCAGUUAUACUCCGACUUGACUGAAGUUGGAUUACCAAUUGGUUCGGAAAUGUUGGACACGAUAUCACCACAAUACUUUCUGGAUUUUUUGAGUUUUGGUGCUAUUGGUGCCAGAACUACUGAAUCUCAAUUGCACAGAGAGUUGGCAUCUGGCUUAAGCUUCCCCAUUGGUUUCAAAAACGGCACUGAUGGUGGUUUAACUGUUGCUUUAGAUGCUGUACAAGCUUCCUCCAAGGGACACCAUUUUAUGGGCGUGACAAAGAAUGGUACUGCUGCUAUCACCACAACUAGGGGUAACGACUCUUGUUUCAUAAUCUUGAGAGGUGGUAAAAAGAUUACAAACUAUGACGCUGAAUCAGUUAAAGCAGCUAAGGAAGCUAUCAGCAAGUCUACUGAUCCAAGCAUCAAAUUGAUGGUUGAUUGUUCUCAUGAUAACUCAAAGAAGGAUUACAGAAACCAACCGCAAGUAUUGGAUGCCGUUGCUGAACAAAUUAGUCACGGUGACGAUUCGUUAAUUGGUGUUAUGAUUGAAUCUCAUAUCAAUGAAGGUAAGCAAGGCAUGCCACCAGCUGGUCAAAAUAAAGACGUAUUGAAGUAUGGUGUCUCAAUCACCGAUGGAUGCGUUUCAUGGGAAACUACCGUUGACAUGUUGACCAAAUUGAGCAAAGCAGUACAAGCUAGAAGAAGCUUGAAAAAGAACUGA